UACUUUCUUUUCUUCAACUCUUUGGCCGCUUGGCCUUAAUUUCUUCCUCUCUCUCUCUCUAGAAAGUUUCUGAAUCUCUCUCUGAAUUCUAUGCUUCAUGGGCUCUGAAGGAUCCAGGGUGGUUGUUCCUAGGAAUUUUAGAUUAUUGGAAGAGCUCGAGAGAGGUGAAAAAGGGAUUGGCGAUGGAACUGUCAGCUAUGGCAUGGAUGAUCCAGAUGAUUUACUAAUGCAAUCUUGACUGUUCAUGAAGGGCGAAUCUACCAAUUGAAGCUAUUUUGUGGGAAGGAUUAUCCAGAUAAUCCACCCGCUGUUAGAUUCCAAAGCAGGAUAAACAUGACCUGUGUCAAUCCAGAAACUGGACUGGUUGAACGGAACCUUCUCCCAAUGCUUGCUAAAUGGCAACGGGAGUAUACAAUGGAGGAUAUAUUGACUCAAUUGAAGAAAGAAAUGACGUCGUCACAAAAUCGAAAGCUGGUUCAGCCUCCAGAAGGAAAUGAAGAGGGAAGGACGGAACAAAAGGGGCUAGUCCUGAAAUGUUGUAUUCUUUGAUUCAGAUUUUGGUGAAGCCAGAGACGUACAGGGAGCAUCAGAUUGUACUUCAAGUAGCUCCGUUUUAUAGCUUUUAACCUAGCAAUUUGGAAUUGGCAAGCUCUCAAAAAGCGAGCUUGGUUUCCUAAGUGAAUCUCAUGUGUCUUAUGCAUGGAUGGAUCUUUAAGAUGACGGAUUAUUCUGGUCUGGUCGGGUUGGGUCAGUGUAAAUGAAUUAUAAGUUUAAGUAAAAGUAUUAAAUGAUAAAUGUGCUUAGUUAAAAUAUAUCACUUUGGAUAUGGGUUCCACGAAAUGAACAAGAUUGCAUAUGUUUUUAUUUAA
Messenger RNA from Momordica charantia (bitter melon), 869 nucleotides. The record is from RefSeq and is a predicted model, not a curated record. Lineage: Eukaryota; Viridiplantae; Streptophyta; Magnoliopsida; Cucurbitales; Cucurbitaceae.